GGGGAAGCGGGCGGAGGCCGCGGCGAAGGGGCUCUGGGGACAGUAACUGAGACACUCGAAGCUCGAACGUGGGUGGAAAAUUCUGUCCUGGGGAUUCCGGAAGAGUUGUUUGCGUUUACUUUUCGUUUUUCUCCCCUUUCUUGCUCUUGCAUGGAGGACGGUGGGAGGGAAAAGACGCUGAAACGGUCGCGUCCAGUGUUGGUGUCCCGAGGUUUGAGGAAAUAAAUAGCACCGUGGCGGCGGAGCAGCGGUGAGCGCUUACUGCGAGGAGCUGAACGCAGACCUCCGUGCAGUCCUGAGAAAGCUGUACCCAAACCUCCGGGGGAAUAGAACGACCCGCCGUAACCCCGGCAUCUGCCACAGAGAAGGCACGCUGGGGUUCCCACGCUGGCAUCCCCGGCGGCUGCCCACGCGGAUCGUUCGGGGACUCUCCUGCCGGUGGCCCCUUCGUGACUCCCCACUCGCCAGGCACGCCGGUGGUGGCAUUUUUAAUGGGCAGACUAUGUGACUCUUACUCAGACUAGAGUGACCUAGUGAUUACAUGGUGACUCCCCAAGUCUCCCCAUUUUAAAGAAGACAGAGACCCAAAGCAAAGAAAUCUGCGUCACAAAAAGGAUUCAAGGGUCAUGCAAGCCAACUGUAGCCAAUUGCACAGAGCUGCAGGUAGUGAGGAUGCCUCAGCCUCCCAGUGUGUCCACACAAAAUUGACAGGAGAAGGUUCUUGUCUUCAUUCUGGAGAUGUGCAUAUCCAGAUUAACUCCAUACCUAAAGAAUGUGCUGAAAAUCCAAGCUCCAGAAAUAUAAGGUCAGGUGUCCAUAGCUGUACCCAUGGAUGUGUACACAGUCACUUACGGAGUCACUCCCAUAACGAAGCAAGGCAGCCUGAUGAUACUUCCAUGGAGUCUGAAGAUCAUGGUAGUAGCUCCUUUUCAGAAUUCCGGUAUCUCUUCAAGUGGCUGCAAAAGAGUCUUCCAUAUAUUUUGAUUCUGGGUGUUAAACUUGUUAUGCAGCAUGUAACAGGAAUUUCUCUUGGAAUUGGACUGCUUACAACUUUUAUGUAUGCAAACAAAAGCAUUGUAAAUCAGGUUUUUCUAAGAGAAAGGUGCUCAAAGAUUCAGUGUGCUUGGUUACUGGUAUUCUUAGCAGGAUCUUCUGUUCUUUUAUAUUACACCUUUCAUUCUCAGUCACUUUAUCACAGCUUAAUUUUUUUAAAUCCUACUUUGGAUCAUUCAAGCUUCUGGGAAGUACUUUGGGUUGUUGGAAUUACAGACUUCAUUCUGAAAUUCUUCUGCAUGGGCUUAAAAUGCCUUAUUUUAUUGGUGCCUUCUUUCAUCACGCCUUUUAAAUCCAAGGGUUACUGGUAUAUGCUUUUAGAAGAAUUAUGUCAGUAUUACCGAACUUUUGUUCCCAUACCAGUUUGGUUUCGUUACCUUAUAAGCUAUGGGGAGUUUGGUAAUGUAACUAGAAGGAGUCUUGGGAUAUUGCUGGCUUUCCUCUACCUCAUACUAAAACUUUUGGAUUUUUUUGGACAUCUAAGAAAUUUCAGACGAGUUUUGCGAACAUUUUUUACACGACCAAGUUAUGGAGUGGCUGCCAGCAAGAGACAGUGUUCAGAUGUGGAUAAUAUUUGUUCAAUAUGUCAAGCUGAAUUUCAAAAGCCAAUUCUUCUCAUCUGUCAGCAUAUAUUUUGUGAAGAGUGCAUUACCUUAUGGUUUAACAGAGAGAAAACAUGUCCGCUGUGCAGAACUGUGAUUUCAGACCAUAUAAACAAAUGGAAAGAUGGAACCACUUCAUCACACCUUCAAAUAUAUUAAGUUCUGUAAAUUAAUAAGGCUACAAAACACUUUAUUGUAGUCCAGUUUAUCAAAAGACUGAAAGAACUCCAUGUUUUAAAGAAUAUAUAAUAUUCAAACUAAUGCAUAUACGUUUAUUCUAUCCUAAUUAUUUGACCGAUGAUUGCAGUGUUAAAUUGUUUUUUUGUUGUUGUUGUUAAUGUUACCAAAAAAGCAAAUGGAUAACCAGAACUAGUUCUUAGAGGAUCUCAGGUAUUCUUUCCUGACAUUAUUUUCAAAAUAAAGAAUAUUUUUCUUGACAUUUUAAGAUAUACAUUAUCUGAAAGUAGAAUUUUCUUAGCAUUGACUUUUAUA
This is a messenger RNA of Molossus molossus (Pallas's mastiff bat), 2147 nucleotides long. RefSeq names its product ring finger protein, transmembrane 1 (gene RNFT1). Gene Ontology annotation, cellular component: endoplasmic reticulum. The transcript has 9 exons. The coding region runs from base 627 to 1814 and encodes 395 amino acids. The record is from RefSeq and is a predicted model, not a curated record. Gene Ontology annotation, biological process: positive regulation of ERAD pathway. NCBI's taxonomy places the organism in Eukaryota, Metazoa, Chordata, Mammalia, Chiroptera, Molossidae. Gene Ontology annotation, molecular function: ubiquitin protein ligase activity.